UGUGUUGUAUAUGCCCCACCUGACAUACUGUGGUUUGAAGAGGUAAUUUAAUCCUAAAAAUGCACGAUUCCCUCGGCUCCUCUGCUCCUUAGCAGCCGAAGGAGCAAGCACGCCUCCGUCUCCUUUUGUUCAUCAAAGGAAAGAGUGAAACGGUUUUGUUAGAGUGGAGGCUUUUCUAAGGGUUAAACCGAGACGCUUAAAGACCUCUGCGAUCCCAGCAGCUUUUACUUAAGUAGUUCCCAUACGGCAGACGUUCCCCAAAAUAAGAGGCCUGUCUGCCAGACUUGGGGGUUCAGCAGAAGUGGGAGGCGGCCUCCGGGUCUAGAGCAGAGGUGCCCGCAUCUGCAGGUGCAGCGACUGGGAUCUCGAACCCUGCCGCCUCCUGGACCCUUCUCCCAAAAGGGCGGGAACCACGGCGCUGCGGGGUGCGGGACUCGGCUCCGGAAACCGAGGUCAGGUGUAUUUCAUCAGACAUCUAUCCGGCCGAGUGCCCACACCUGGCGCGGGGGAGGGGAAACAGCAUCCAUAGGAACCACCGGGGAGGUGAAGAGCCCCUAGUUAAGGACGCUAGAGGGCUGGUCCGGCUUGGCUUCAGUCCGACUGCUUUUUUGUGAUUGCUUCCCCGGGCCGCCCAUCAUCUCAGUGUCCUAUCUCGAUUGGCUGUUCCGGCUGCCACUCGGUUCCGCCGCGCUGACCGCCAUUGGCCGCCUCCUGAUAAGGCCCCGCCCCCACGAGCUGGGCACGGGCAGUGGGGCGACAGAGAGAGAGAGGGAGAGAGAGAGAGAGAGAGAGAGAGAGCGCGCCCGGCGUUAGCUGUGGGCUGGGGGAGGAGGUGGUGGCGGCCGAGGGGAAGAAGGAGAGAGAGGGAGGGAGGGAGGGGAAGCAGGGCCAGCGGCAGCGACGGGGUCAGGGUGAUGGUGCAGGUUCCCGGGGCCCGCGCGGAGCUGCCGAGCUGAGGGGCGCCUGGUCUGGGGUCCGCAGCGCCGCCGCGUCGUUCCCGGGAACGGGCGGGCGGGCGGGAAGAUGCUGAGCAGGUUGAUGAGCGGCAGCAGCAGGAGCCUGGAGCGCGAGUACAGCUGCACCGUGCGGCUGCUGGACGACAGCGAGUACACCUGCACCAUCCAGAGAGAUGCCAAAGGCCAGUACCUGUUUGAUCUUCUUUGCCACCACCUGAACCUACUUGAGAAAGACUAUUUUGGAAUCCGCUUUGUGGACCCAGAUAAGCAGCGGCAUUGGUUGGAGUUUACCAAGUCUGUGGUUAAGCAGCUGAGAUCCCAACCUCCAUUCACCAUGUGCUUCCGAGUGAAGUUUUACCCAGCAGACCCUGCUGCCCUGAAGGAAGAAAUAACCAGGUAUUUAGUCUUCCUACAGAUCAAAAGGGAUCUCUACCAUGGCCGCCUUCUGUGUAAGACGUCGGAUGCUGCCUUGUUAGCUGCUUAUAUCCUUCAAGCGGAAAUCGGCGAUUAUGACCCAGGAAAGCACCCCGAAGGCUACAGCUCCAAGUUCCAGUUUUUCCCCAAACAUUCAGAGAAGCUGGAAAAGAAAAUUGCUGAGAUUCAUAAGAUGGAACUCAGUGGCCAAUCACCAGCAACAUCAGAGUUGAACUUCUUAAGAAAAGCUCAAACAUUGGAAACAUAUGGAGUGGACCCUCACCCGUGCAAGGACGUGUCGGGAAAUGCCGCGUUUCUGGCCUUCACGCCCUUUGGGUUUGUGGUUCUCCAAGGAAACAAGAGGGUCCACUUCAUCAAAUGGAAUGAGGUGACCAAGCUGAAAUUUGAAGGGAAAACUUUCUAUUUAUACGUAAGUCAGAAAGAGGAGAAGAAAAUCAUUCUCACCUAUUUUGCACCAACUCCAGAAGCCUGCAAGCACCUCUGGAAAUGUGGGAUUGAGAACCAAGCCUUCUACAAGCUGGAGAAGUCAAGCCAAGUCCGCACAGUGUCGAGCAGCAACCUGUUCUUCAAGGGGAGCCGGUUCCGGUACAGUGGGCGCGUUGCAAAGGAGGUUAUGGAGUCGAGUGCCAAGAUCAAGCGGGAACCACCAGAAAUACACAGAGCGGGGAUGGUUCCCAGCCGCAGCUGUCCCUCCAUCACGCACGGCCCAAGGCUGAGCAGCGUCCCCAGGACCCGCAGAAGGGCUGUCCACAUCUCCAUCAUGGAAGGCCUUGAGUCCCUACGGGACAGUGCCCACUCCACGCCAGUGCGUUCCUCUUCCCACGGGGACACCUUCCUGCCUCACGUGAGAAGCAGCCGGGCAGACAGCAACGAGCGGGUAGCCGUGAUCGCAGACGAGGCCUACAGCCCUGCGGACAGUGUGCUGCCCACCCCCGUGGCCGAACACAGCCUGGAGCUGCUGCUGCUCUCCCGGCAGAUCAACGGAGCCACCUGCAGCAUCGAGGAGGAGAAGGAGUCCGAGGCCAGCACACCAAGCGCCACAGAGGUGGAGUCCCUCAGAGAGCUGAGGGCCCUGUGCCAGGGGCACGGCGGGCCGGAAGAGGAACAGGUGAAUAAGUUUGUUUUAAGUGUCCUCCGUUUGCUCCUUGUGACCAUGGGACUCCUCUUUGUUUUGCUCCUCCUCCUGAUCAUCCUUACCGAGUCUGACCUUGACAUUGCCUUUUUCCGUGAUAUCCGCCAGACUCCCGAGUUUGAACAAUUCCACUAUCAAUACUUUUGUCCCCUCAGGCGAUGGUUUGCCUGCAAAAUCCGCUCUGUGGUGAGUCUGCUCAUUGACACCUGAGAAGGCAUGACUCCUCCCAAAAACUAGCCAGGUGGACCCAACAGCCCGGCUACCCAUUCCCAGCAAUGGGACCCAUCGCGGAACCAUCGGCACACACACCAAGUCCUCCUCUCAUGACUCAGAGUCCACUGCAGCCCAGGAGGGUUACUGCCCAGAAGAGCAAAGGGAUAGGCUCACACACUGUCAAACCGACCGGGGAAACUCAGUUUCUGCAGAGUGUCUUUCAAGAAAGGCUCAGCAGUUCUGGUUCUCAUCCUUCGAUUUGCCAGAAUAACUGAUUUUUAAUUUUUGUUUUUUCAUAGAUGUGUAUUAUUUUGAAAGUAUCAAAUAAAAUAAAUUAUUUUGCUAUUACUGGUGAUCACAGAAGUGUCACCUUGCAGGUGGGACUCAAGCUGGACACUAGAGAGCCUGGUCCUGGGACACCCGGCGCUGCAGCCUCAGCAGAGCCGGCCAGGGGGCCUGGACACUGGGAUGGCUGAACUAUGCCAACAGUCUGCAUCUGUCCGUGUAGAAUGAUUAAAUGAAAAAUUGCUUCUU
Ochotona princeps (American pika) is the source of this 3270-nucleotide messenger RNA. It is a transcript of the gene FRMD5, whose product is annotated as FERM domain containing 5. Gene Ontology annotation, molecular function: cytoskeletal protein binding. NCBI's taxonomy places the organism in Eukaryota, Metazoa, Chordata, Mammalia, Lagomorpha, Ochotonidae. The transcript is spliced from 14 exons. Gene Ontology annotation, cellular component: cytoskeleton. The record is from RefSeq and is a predicted model, not a curated record. Bases 1024 to 2733 code for a protein of 569 amino acids.